CAGUGAGGGCGCCGGCUCACGUUGGCGGGCAGGUCUGUUGCUGCGGAUCGUUGUACGGCCGGCAGGUGCCUCUGGGGCCGCCCCGCCGCUCCCUCAUGAGGCCGCACGACCCGCCGCAGGGCGGCCCCGCCGCCGUGCUGCCGGAGCUAGAGAUGCUGAAGCAGCGGGCGUGCGAGAGCGUGGAGCUGAACGCGGAGCGGCUCAGCGCACUGAGCCGCGACAUCUGGAGCCGGCCUGAGCUGGCCUACGAGGAGCACCAGGCACACGACACCAUGACCCGCUUCUUCUCCAGCGGGGAGCUGCCGGGCGCCGCCUGGGCCGUGCAGCCGCGCUACAAGCUGAGCACGGCCUUCCGCGCAGAGUGGGGCACAGCCGCCCCCCCGACACAGGGCCUGCGCCCGCUCCGCGUCGCCUUCCUCUGCGAGUACGAUGCCUUGCCCGGCAUCGGGCACGCCUGCGGCCACAACCUCAUCGCUGAGGUGGGAGCCGCCGCCGCGCUGGGGCUGAAGGCCGCCCUGGAGAGCCUGCCGCAGCCGGCGACCGCCGCCGUCCAGAUCACGGUGCUGGGCACCCCUGCGGAAGAGCAAGGAGGAGGCAAAAUAGACCUGAUAAACGCUGGAGCGUUUGAUGGCAUGGAUGUGGUUUUUAUGGCACACCCGUCGCAAGAAAACGCAGCUUACCUGCCCGAUGUGGCCGAGCAUGAUGUGACUGUGAAAUACUAUGGAAAAGCUUCUCAUGCUGCUGCUUAUCCUUGGGAAGGAGUUAAUGCAUUAGAUGCUGCUGUUCUUGCAUACAACAAUCUGUCUGUUUUAAGACAGCAAAUGAAACCGACCUGGAGAGUUCAUGGUGUAAUAAAAAAUGGUGGUGUGAAACCCAACAUCAUUCCUUCUUACACUGAGCUGGAGUUCUACUUGCGUGCCCCUUCAAUGAAAGAUCUUUCUGUUCUGAUCGAGAAGGUUGAGAACUGCUUCAAAUCUGCAGCACUGGCCACAGGAUGCAAAGUGGAAAUAAAAGGUGGUGAAAAUGAUUACUACAACGUGCUUCCAAAUAAGAGCCUGCAGAAAGUUUACAAGGAGAAUGGAAAGAAGCUUGGAAUAGAAUUUAUAUCCGAAGACUGUAUCUUGAAUGGUUUGUCAGGUUCCACGGACUUUGGAAAUGUUACAUUUGUAGUCCCUGGGCUUCAUCCUUAUUUUUAUAUUGGCUCUGAUGCAUUGAAUCAUACUGAGCAGUACACAGAAGCUGCAGGGUCACAGAAUGCUCAGUUCUAUGCUUUGCGCACAGCAAAAGCUUUGGCAAUGACAGCACUGGAUGUCAUUUUCAAGCCAGGUCUUCUAGAAGAAGUCAGGGAAGACUUUAGACAGGUGAAGCUAAAAGAAGAGGGGCAAAUAAACCCAGUAGAACCUAUCAAAGAAUCUGGAGUUGGCGCAGGAGUGUGUGCAUCCCAUUAAACUUUAUUCAGCUUCUCUCAGUAGGACUGACUUCAUGGAGAUGAUGUAUUUAAAUCCUGGAAGGGGCUGGAUAAACCCAUAGCUGAAGAAAUGUUCAAUUUUGGGGGGGAACUUUAGGAAAGGCAAACAGUAUCAUUGCUUUCAAAAGUGUGCAAUUUCAUCUAUCUGUAAUGUUUGCUGUAUUCAAUAUGGUGAUGAACUCUGGAAACAAAUACAUCAUCUUUAAGCUGCAGUGUUGAAAAAAUGAGUGUUUAGUUCCCUGUCAGUGAUUUUCUAUGUAUUGCUAAAGUAACAUUCUUUAUAGGGGAAAUACGACAUCUACCUGAAAAUGCUGGUUCUAAAAUGAGCUCUGUUCACUUGGCGAUCAAAGGCUGAAUCAGAUCUAUGAAGUAUUUCUGUCUGGCCAGUCACUUUUUCUUGGGACAAGAUAGAGGCUUAAAACCUCAGCUGAUUUCACUGGAAAGAAGGGCGUAUGUUUGGAAGAAUGCCUGAUUUUGACAAUAGUAACCGCUAGCAAUGGAGCAGAACCAUUUGUAUGGAAAUGGCAUCUUUAAAGUCUGACUGUCCUGAAAUGCAUUGGCUUGCCUCCUAACAGUUUUGGAGGUGAUAUGGAGAAGUCAUUGAUCAACAAAUUGGAAAGCAACUGAAUGUUUAUUUAUUUAAAUUAACAUGUUUAAACCACUGCAGAGAAAUGCAUGUGGUCCUUUUUUUAAGUUGUACUCUAAGGCAGUACCAGUGUGCAGACGAGGUGUUCACUAGCCUAGCUGAUCUGAAGGAUCUCUGUAAAUCUAGCUAACAAAGUGGGAAUCUUUCUCACAAAGUUGCAAGCCUGGUACUGUGAAGCAGUAAAUGAAGCUAACCUUAAACUGGUGUGUGCAAACCAGUAAGCUCUUGAGAAGUUUGCACUGGGGAUUGCUUGUGCAGUACCUGGCUUCUCAAACCUGUUUGUUCCCAUAUCCUGUAAGAUAAGUAGAUGUGUUAAGUCUU
This is a messenger RNA of Pezoporus flaviventris, 2435 nucleotides long. It is a transcript of the gene PM20D2, whose product is annotated as peptidase M20 domain containing 2. Lineage: Eukaryota; Metazoa; Chordata; Aves; Psittaciformes; Psittacidae. Gene Ontology annotation, molecular function: dipeptidase activity. The coding region runs from base 96 to 1448 and encodes 450 amino acids. The transcript has 7 exons. The record is from RefSeq and is a predicted model, not a curated record.